This is a messenger RNA of Rotaria sordida, 1704 nucleotides long. The record is from the annotation of a GenBank genome assembly. NCBI's taxonomy places the organism in Eukaryota, Metazoa, Rotifera, Eurotatoria, Philodinida, Philodinidae.
AUGAGAAUGAAACAAAUCAUUUGUAUUUGUACUAAAUCUGCACCGAAUUAUAAUCAAUAUUUAGAACAAUUUGGUUAUACACAAUCUGAUCAUACAUCUAAACUUGAAAGUCGACUCUUUUCACCUUCGGGUAAACCAUCGGCUAAUGAAGGUAUUAAAAAAUUUCAACGUCUUUUUAAAUUACCAGAAACGGGUAUACUUGAUGAACAAACUAAAAAACUUAUGCAACGACCACGUUGUGGAAAUCCAGAUAUAGGUAUUCUUAAUGUUAAAAAACAAUCUAGUAAUGAUGGUAAACUUAAACCUUUACUAUUAAAUCAAGGACGAUUAACUAAUAUGAAUACAGCUGAAAGUUAUGUAACACAUGAAAAAAGUUGGCCAAUAAAACAUUUAAAAUGGUUUAUCGAAGAAUAUCCAAAACAACAAAAACAUAUAACAUCACAAGAUGAUAUUCGUCGUAUAAUAAAUCAAGCAUUUCAUGAUUGGGAAAAAUAUUCUGGACUUACAUUUGAAAUGGCUAAAACAAAAGAAACAGCUAAUUUUAAUAUCAAAUUUUCUUCAAAAGAUCAUAAUGAUGGAUAUCCAUUUGAUGGUCAAGGUAUAACAUUAGCACAUGCUUUCUAUCCAAAAAGUGGUGAUAUACAUUUUGAUGAUGAUGAAUAUUUUACAGAUGAUUAUACAAAUCAAAAUGAUCAAUAUACAUUAAGACUUGUUGCUGCACAUGAAAUAGGUCAUGCACUUGGUUUAUCACAUUCAUUUGCUGAAGAUUCUCUUAUGUUUCCUGUUUAUCAACAAUUUAAUUCAGAUUAUAGUAUAUCAAAGGAUGAUCAAGAUGGUAUUCAAAGUUUAUAUGGUAAAUCAGAUGAGAAAAUAACAACAACAACAACAACAAAAACAACUUUAUCACCAAUGACGUCAACCCGUUCUCCUGAUAUAUUACCAAUGAAUAAUUGGUGUUCAGGAGAUUUUCAAACAGGUUGUGAAGGUCCUGAUGGUGAUCUUUAUUUAUUUAAAAAUACUCAUCUAUGGAGAUAUCGUGCACGAACAAAACAAGGAUGGGAUCCUCAACCAACAUUAAUUAGUCAACGUUUUCCACAUUUAAAAGAUAAAACAAUAACAGCUUGUGUUAAAUCUGUAACUGGUUAUGUAUAUUUUUUUCAUAAUUAUGAUCUAUGGAAAGCUAGAACACAUUGGUCUAUGGAAGGACCACAUCGAUUACGUGGAAAAAAUUAUCCACAAAAUUCUCAUGUUGCCUUAUUUCAUAAUAAUUCAAUAUAUUUAUUACAAAAUGAUAUAGCUUAUUCUUUAAAUGAAUUUAAUUAUAAUAGAGAAUUAGGUAUACAUCCUAUUACGACAAUACUUGAUUCACCACCAAAAGAAUCAAUUCAUUCAGGUUUUACAUAUGGUGAACGACAUUAUAUAUUUACAAGAAAUCAUGUUUAUGUUUAUAAUUCAAUAUAUGGAAAUUUAUUAGAUGGUUAUCCAAAAUCAUUAACAAAUGGCUGGUUUGCAUGUGAUCCAACAUUACAAAUACAAAAAUUAAACAAGAAAACAACAAAAGAAUAUAAUAGAAAUAAUGAACGAGACAACUAUCAUGAUCGUCAUCGUCAUCAUGAUCAUGAUCAUAAUCGUCAUUAUGGGCGAAGACGGCUAUUUCCUCCUAAUCAUCAUGGAGAUCGUCAUCAACGUCCAUGGAAUGAUUAA